GAGCAUUUGCAUGUCACAGGAGAAAAUAUACGCAAAAUACAUUAAAAAUAAAUUAUAAGGUAGUGUGUGUUUGUUGUGGUAACGAAAUGGAUGCAGGUGGAUCCUCAUCCAAUUCCUCUUCCAAACGAGUCAGAAAACUCCGACAAUGUAGUGGUGAUUCCACCAAGAGUGAACCUACUGAAGCAUCUUCGGAAAGUGAUUUCGAUCCCAGUGGAUCGCAUCAAAAAGGAGAAAGUGGUAGGAGAAGAUGUGAUCGACAGAAGCAGCCUGGACUGAAGUUUGCAGCCUUGGCCUAUGAGAGCAACUUUGAUGAUGGGGAGCACAAGAGUGCAUUUCUCCCGUAUCGGCCUAGAACAGUUCUCACCAAUCUCCAAAGAGGAAACGUCCAGACUGAAGCAGUUGUUGUCAAUCCUGUGCAGCUGAGCUUCCACCAGCGUGCUGGGAAAGGUGAAAUUACUAAAGCAGAUAUAGAUGCUGGCACAAAUGACAUUAAUGGAUUGGAUGAGCGAGGCCUAACACCACUAAUGUGGUCUUCAGCGUACGGUCAAGUUCCGACAGCCGCUCUCUUACUUAAAGCUGGAGCUCUCCAUUCCAUUAAAGGCCCAGACGGUGAAACUGCGAUCCAUCUGGCUGCAGCUGGUGGGCAUACGGACAUUAUCAGGCUGUUGAUUGGAGCCGGAGCUUCAGUCAAUGAGAUCGAUGACAAUUCCAAUACUCCAAUGAUGUUUGCCGCUCAUGGUAACCAUCCACAUGCCCUCAACGAACUGCUGAAUAACGGUGGAGAUAUCACGAUGAUUAACCUCAACGAUGAUUCUGCGCUGAGUAUCGCCUUGAAACGCUCCAGCAAAGAAGCACAAAAUGUUAUAGAAGGCUACUUGUUUAUGCUACUUCAGCCUCAAAACUAAAAACUAUUUGCCAUUAUCAUCUUGUACCAGAUACCAUCAUCACCCUUUACCCAUAGGCUUGUUAUAAUAGUUAUAGACUUCACAGUUA
Messenger RNA from Daphnia carinata, 993 nucleotides. Its product is annotated as ankyrin repeat family A protein 2-like. Bases 87 to 905 code for a protein of 272 amino acids. The record is from RefSeq and is a predicted model, not a curated record. Lineage: Eukaryota; Metazoa; Arthropoda; Branchiopoda; Diplostraca; Daphniidae. Gene Ontology annotation, cellular component: nucleus. The transcript has 6 exons. Gene Ontology annotation, molecular function: protein binding. Gene Ontology annotation, biological process: regulation of gene expression.